Messenger RNA from Carassius auratus (goldfish), 2100 nucleotides. RefSeq lists its product as uncharacterized. The transcript is spliced from 4 exons. Lineage: Eukaryota; Metazoa; Chordata; Actinopteri; Cypriniformes; Cyprinidae. Bases 897 to 1502 code for a protein of 201 amino acids. The record is from RefSeq and is a predicted model, not a curated record.
AUUUUUAAAGGAAUCUAUACAGUGAUGGUGAUACACUUCCUGUUCAUGGAAGAUGAAUUAUCUUCAUCUAUUUUUUUCAACUCGGAUGAAAUAAGAAACCAUCUUAUCUAUUCCCAUUUUGUCUACGUUGAUGCCACUAUUAUAAACCAACUUCUCUAGAUAUCCUAGUGUUUACUUGAUUUUCUGAAAUCGGAUGUGUUCCAGGCUCGUAACGUCAGGCCGUAGUGAUCCGUUAUCACAACAGUGAUCGAUUCAUCUUCUGAAAACUAGGUAAUAUUUAGUUUAUAAAUUCUUUAUUGAGUUGACAAGACAGGCAAUGGAUCGAGAAAACGGACAGUUAUCGUGAAAAAACCGAACAGAGACUGGAAAAGGCCAGAUCAAACCGAUCACAGGUCCGAGUACGCAGCGAGUCGAUAAGUUUCUUCUCGAACUUUCUUGCCCGUCCACCUGCGCAAUAUUAUUCCUCGAUAAUAAUCAUAUAUGGAUAAUAAUAAUACGUCGCUAGAUUGAAUUGUUGUAUAAAGACAAUAAAUCGUAAUUGUAAAUCAAAACAAUACUGAAUACAAUGCAUGACUCAAAGAAAACAAUUUCAGAUAAAUCUUUUACCGCAGCCUAGCUUGUUCACCUGGCCAAGGGGAAGUGACGUCAGUGCUUUCCCGCGGCUACUUUAACACUGCUGCCGUGUGAUGUUUCAUUUCGAAGGGUUGAACCUGCCCCGAUAACGUGAUAUUUAGCCCCAGGAAUACGACCUUUACCAGGGAGAACCUCACCAGAAUAGGUGUAUUUUGCCUUGCAACGCGGUUUUUACCGGGGAUCGCACCUGAAAAGCGAUUGGGCAAGUUUUGAGUAACUCGACGGGUCUUGCUGUGAAAAGUUAGUUCAUUUAACAGUGCGUCAUGCUUCUGUACAGUAAUCCGGCACCGCUCAUAACAACAUCGAAGAUGUGCCUCUUUCUGCUAGUUAUUUUCUCUCUCAUCGGUGCCAGUGCAGGUGAGAUGUCGCCAGCGCCGACACCAGAGUUUCGUCGAUGCUUUCCCCAGUGGGUUAACGCCAGUCAAGUUCAAGUCAGCUGUAACAACACCUUGAUUGCUCAGCUUUGUGAUCCUGAUCAGAGCUGUCGAAACAUGAAUAAUACCGGAGUCUCGCUAGAAAAGGACAGAGAAGGAGUGUGCCUAAACAUCACCAACUGCUCCUAUGAUGCACGGUCCUGCAAAGCACAGAGUUACAUCGAUAGUGAACAAUCUGAGGAGAAUUUUACUGUGAACAUGACGUGCAACCAUGAGUCACAUUCAGAGUCUAUUGCUGUUGGGAUCACUGUGUCAGUCAUCAUCAUCAUCAUCAUCAUCAUCAUCAUCGUCAUCAUCAUCAUUGUGCUGAUCAUCUGUUACAAGAAGGUGACUUGCUUCAGGACAGCCAUUCGUGACUUCUGUCAUCGACAGUGUAUAAAUAGGACUCCUACAGAAAAGCAGGACAAUGAGUCGGAAGAGAGUUUCCUGGAAUAGGAAAAAAUGGUGUAAAGUAUGUCAGACAUUUACACUGUAUCGUGAUGGUUUGUCAUAAAGCAUUCGUCUUUGUGGCACACUAUUCAGGUGAAAGUUAAUGUUAUUAAUGUCUUUUCCAGGUAUUAAUAAAACCAUACUCCGGGAAGGUCUCUUCUGUCACCUCAGCUCAGAUAUUAUGUGCAAUAGUUAAGUGACAUCCCUGUUUACAAGGCAGUCAACAGACCAUUGUCUUAUAGUAGAGGUCUGCAUGAGAGGUUAGCUCACCUGUACUCUGCAAUCAAUAUCCUGCCACACUGUUGGAUCAGAUCCCAUCAGGGGUGGACUGGGACCAAAAAGUGUCCCUGGAUUUUCUGGCCCACAACAGCCCACCACAUCAUAAUACAUCCGGUCCUGUUUUGAUGUCAUUUAUUAAUUUAAUAUUUAAGUAAACAGAUUGGGGAUUUUAACCAAUAGGGCAACUGAUCCUACGUUGAAACAAACAAAAAAAAACCUGCAUGCAGCAUCUGUUUAUUUAGCGACCAGUGUUGCCAAGUCCGCUUAAACGUGAUUUUGGGCUUGUUUUUCUGUAAAGUCGCUUACAAAUAUUGGUAGUCGCGGU